GGUGCAAAAGCCCAACAAAAACGAGAAAGGAAUGCCAAAGAUGCCAAAACUGGUCCUACAUCCCAAUUGAAGGCAAACCAAGCAUCCCUAACAAUCCAAUGUAAAAUCUGCCUACAAACAUUCAUGAUGACUUCGAGUCGAACUCAGCUUGAAUCCCACUUGAACAAGCAUGCUGGAAAGGAGUUUGCUGCUUGCUUUCCUAACUUUACUGGUUGA
Synchytrium microbalum is the source of this 216-nucleotide messenger RNA. RefSeq lists its product as uncharacterized. NCBI's taxonomy places the organism in Eukaryota, Fungi, Chytridiomycota, Chytridiomycetes, Synchytriales, Synchytriaceae. The annotation marks the transcript as partial. The transcript is spliced from 2 exons. The record is from RefSeq and is a predicted model, not a curated record.